Molecule: messenger RNA, 1309 nt
Organism: Ctenopharyngodon idella (grass carp)
Lineage: Eukaryota; Metazoa; Chordata; Actinopteri; Cypriniformes; Xenocyprididae
Gene: psmb10
Product: proteasome 20S subunit beta 10
Exons: 8
Coding region: 194-1024 (276 amino acids)
Cellular component (GO): proteasome core complex
Molecular function (GO): threonine-type endopeptidase activity
Source: RefSeq, a predicted model, not a curated record
AAGCGAUCAUGUGUCAGAAGUGAAAGUGAAAGAAGGAUCUUUUGCAGUUUGGGGCGUUAAAAGUGCUGACGCACCGACUCUUUGUGUAAAGCAGAGGCCAGUAAACGUUCAAAAGCGGUAAUCAGAAAGAGCUUUACCCAAGGCUGAUUGUUAGAGCUAUAACUUUAGAUAUCAUACAGUGUGCAGGUGAAAGAUGCUACACACAUCGACAAAGACGCCGACUGGAGGAUUCUCUUUUGAGAACACACGCAGAAAUGCUGUUCUGGAAGUAAACUUAUCAGAGAAGGGUUACAGUGCUCCAAACGCCAGGAAGACUGGCACCACCAUCGCUGGCUUGAUAUUCAAAGAUGGAGUGAUUUUAGGUGCAGACACCAGAGCCACGGAUGAUAUGGUUGUAGCUGAUAAAAACUGCAUGAAAAUCCACUACAUAGCUCCCAAAAUCUACUGCUGUGGUGCAGGUGUUGCAGCUGAUGCUGAGGUCACUACUCAGAUGAUGUCAUCAAAUGUGGAACUGCAUUCACUGAGCACAGGACGACCUCCUCUUGUGGCCAUGGUGACCCGACAGCUCAAACAGAUGCUGUUUAGGUAUCAAGGGCACAUUGGUUCUUCUCUAAUUGUGGGAGGUGUGGAUAUUAACGGCCCACAACUCUAUAGCAUCUACCCUCAUGGUUCCUAUGAUAAGCUUCCUUUCCUUACCAUGGGGUCUGGAGCAGCUGCUGCCAUUUCUGUAUUUGAAGAUCGUUACAAGCCAAACAUGGAGCUGGAGGAAGGAAAGCAGCUGGUGAGAGAUGCCAUCACUGCAGGCAUCUUCUGUGAUCUGGGUUCCGGCAGCAAUGUAGACCUAUGUGUGAUCACAGAGAAAGGUGUGGAUUAUCUGAGAGGAUAUGACCAGCCUGUUCAGAAAGGAUUGAGGGAGGGAACGUACAGAUACAAGCCAGGCACUACUGCUGUGCUCACAAAAACAGUGAUACCAUUAACACUGGAUGUUGUGGAUGAAUCUGUCCAAAUGAUGGACACUGAAUAAGAAUAUAUUUGCAUUUCUUUUCAUUCUUUCCUUCACUCUUUGGCCAAUAUAAGGGAUAUGUGUAUAGUUUUUCUUUGUGGAUAAAAGAGGAAAUAUAUUUCUUAUUUUUAGAAGUAGCCAUAUGCUUUAGGAGUUUUAUAGGACCCUGUAUUCAGUCAUUUGCAUUUUAACUGCCCAAAUCUGUUUUGCAAAAAUGUAAAAUUUUGAAAAGUGUGUUUGUGUCCUUAUCCCAUCAGAUAUAUAAUAUAGUUACUUUAAUAAAAUUUAAGAUAAAAAAAAAUGAAA